ACAAUAAAUUUAAAUUUAAUUCGGCAUCGUUUAGUUCCGUUUUACGCUGAAUCGAGUGCAGUUCUCAAACUCAAAAUGAAUCGAAUUAUAAAAACUGUUGUUUUGAUACUCUUAGUACAAAAACUUUCUACUGCUGAAGCUUUUAUGGACGAGACUUGUGAACUGAACCGAGAAAAGGAACAACAGUGCCGCAGUUAUACUUACUCCGUUGUUAAGCCUAUGCUAGAUUACUUGCACCAAGUGAGCGAAGAGCUACAAGAAAGCAAAUCAAAAGAUGAAAUCAUAAAGGACUUAAGAGAAAAGUUAGUUCAGCAGGAAAUGAAUGAGGCAUUGAUACAGCUAUUGGGAUCUGAAAUCGAUUUCCAAAACAGAAUAAAUAGUCUAACUAAGAGCAAUAAGAAAUUCAAGACCGAAUUAGCGAGAAAAUCCGCGGAGUUAGAUAGAUUAAAUGUUGACAUGAAAAAACUAAAUUUUAGCCUUUUUCAAAAGAAUCAAGAAAUUGCAAAGAUUAAUAUCAACAAAAAUAAUGAAAUAGAGAAAUUGCAGUCUCAGAAUGAUUCACAGAAACAAUCUAUUGAAAGAUUAGCUAAAAUUGUAGAAAAUUGUGAUAUUUUGUAACUGAAUAUAAAAAAACCGUUGAGUUGCAAUUCAAGGAGAGUCAAGCAAAGUUGCUAAAGAUAGAAAAAGAUAACCAGUUAUGUGAAGCAGAAAAUUAUAAAUUAAAUAUAACAUUUGACAGUAUUCCAUCAGGUUGUUCUUCUUUUAAAAAUAAACCUGGAAUUCAUACGAUCAAUAUUCCUGGUUUUGGUUUAUCCGAUGUUCUAUGUAGCAAUAUCUCGGAAUUUGAAGGUGGUUGGUUAGUAAUUCUACACCAAGUUUUUGGUGGAGAGGAGAAUUUCAAUAGAGAUUGGGCCACCUAUCGCGAGGGAUUCGGUUCCUUGGAUAGCGAAUUUUUCCUUGGACUGGAGAAAAACCAUCGUCUGACAAGUUCUCGAUGCCACAAGUUUUAUAUGAUUAUGAAAGACACAAGGGGUCGCAUUCACGGGACUCAUUAUUUGGAUUUUAAAAUAUCUGAUGAAAACAGUGGAUACGUGCUGAAUUUGGAUGAAAUCCAUCAAGAGUACCCUAUACCCAUAUACGACAUCAAACUAUAUAAAGGCAUGAAGUUUUCAACAUAUGGUCGAGACAAUGACAAACAUAUAUUUAAUUGCGCUUCUCGAAA
This is a messenger RNA of Drosophila nasuta, 1222 nucleotides long. Its product is annotated as repetitive organellar protein-like. The transcript has 2 exons. NCBI's taxonomy places the organism in Eukaryota, Metazoa, Arthropoda, Insecta, Diptera, Drosophilidae. The record is from RefSeq and is a predicted model, not a curated record. Bases 76 to 618 code for a protein of 180 amino acids.